UCCAUCCCUCCCCAUACAAAGUUCCAUGUUUGCUUACUACCUAUCAUCUUUGUAUUUCCAUAAAUAAUAAUAAGGAAAAAAAAAAAAAAAAGCCUCAGGAAGAUUAUAAUUCAAACACUCCACAAAACCAAAACAAGAAAACAAUGGCAACAGCCUCAUCUGUUACAGUCUCUCCUGCAACAUUUACUACUGCUGCUGGUGUUGCCAGUUCCAAGAGAAGGACCACCAAGAAAGUGCAUUACAUAUCAGGAAUGAACUCCUUUGGUGGGCUUAAAGCCCACAACAGUGUAGCUGCUCUGGGAGUUCCAGUAUGCACUGAGGAAUCAUUUGCAAAGGUUGUGAGCUCUUUGAGAUCUCCAUCAAAGGGAAAAGGAACAAGUGGGGGUGCUCUUUCUUCAACUUGUAAUGCUGCGGGUGAGAUUUUCAGGAUUGCUGCAAUUAUCAAUGGGCUUGUUCUAGUUGGUGUUGCUGUUGGGUUUGUUCUUCUUCGUAUGGAAGCUUUUGUUGAGGAGUCCGAGUCCUGAGUGACAAAAACUUAUUGGAGAUGGAUUUUUAAUGCUGUUUACUCAAUUUGUAUUUUUCAAUUCACUUCUGCAUCCGAAGUAGAAAUUGCUUUUUCUC
Ziziphus jujuba (common jujube) is the source of this 621-nucleotide messenger RNA. RefSeq lists its product as uncharacterized. The coding region runs from base 144 to 524 and encodes 126 amino acids. NCBI's taxonomy places the organism in Eukaryota, Viridiplantae, Streptophyta, Magnoliopsida, Rosales, Rhamnaceae. Gene Ontology annotation, cellular component: cytochrome b6f complex. The record is from RefSeq and is a predicted model, not a curated record. The transcript has 2 exons.